This is a messenger RNA of Aspergillus clavatus NRRL 1, 678 nucleotides long. RefSeq lists its product as uncharacterized. The record is from RefSeq and is a predicted model, not a curated record. The transcript has 2 exons. Lineage: Eukaryota; Fungi; Ascomycota; Eurotiomycetes; Eurotiales; Aspergillaceae. The coding region runs from base 1 to 678 and encodes 225 amino acids.
AUGUCGCUCUCCAACUUCAUCCAGGACGCCAUCAGCGGCGCUACCGGCCACAAUAACGAGAACAACUCGUCCUACGGAAAUAACCCCUCCUACGGCAACAAUCCCUCCUACAGCACUAACCCCCCUCCCUCCCACAACCCCAACAACAGCGCCCCCUUCGCCAACGACGACUUCAACCCCGCCCUCCGCUACGCCGAAUCCCACUCCAACACCUCCUCCAACGACUCCUCCCUCUUCACCUCCGCGCUCUCCUUCCUCAACGAAAACAAGCACCGCUUCUCCGACGACCGCGCCGACCUCAACGAAGCUGACGUCGUGCGCGCCCACCAAUCGCUCUACAACAACAACGGCGGCAACGAAGGCCAGGGCCAGGGCCGCCACGACGCGGGCUCGCUGGGCGCCGGCGCCGCGCUGCAGGCGCUGAAGCUCUUCACGACCUCGUCGGAGGGCGAGAAGAGCGGGAUGAGCAAGGAUGCGUUUAUCGGGCUUGCGAUGGCGCAGGCCAAGAGGCUGUUUGAGGAGAAGGAGGGGAAGGGUGAGGUGAGUGGUGAUAAGCAGUCGGCGAUCAAUUCGGCGGCGGAGAUGGCGCUCAAGAUGUACAUGAAGAGCCAGGGCGGUGGAAUGUCCGGGACCGGUGGGCCGGGCGGUUUGUUGUCGCUGGCGAGCAAGUUUAUGUAG